This is a messenger RNA of Exophiala mesophila, 836 nucleotides long. RefSeq names its product dihydroneopterin aldolase. The coding region runs from base 1 to 777 and encodes 258 amino acids. Gene Ontology annotation, molecular function: dihydroneopterin aldolase activity. The record is from RefSeq and is a predicted model, not a curated record. NCBI's taxonomy places the organism in Eukaryota, Fungi, Ascomycota, Eurotiomycetes, Chaetothyriales, Herpotrichiellaceae. Gene Ontology annotation, biological process: folic acid-containing compound metabolic process. Gene Ontology annotation, cellular component: cytoplasm. The transcript has 2 exons.
AUGGACUCAGUCAUACUAAAAGGGAUCAAAUUUGACCUUGCUGUUGGCUUGGAUGCCUGGCGACGCGUGGCAAAACCUCAACCUGUGGUUGUUGACCUUGACAUCCAGCCAACCUUCACAUUGGAGGCCGCUGCUGCCAAGGACGAUGUCAAUUUGACUCUAGAUUAUGGGAAACCCUACAGACAGCUGGUCAAAGAGGUGAACGAAACAUUGACCUAUCCGGAGAUUCGUUAUCUCAUAUCUCAUAUCUCUGAUGUUGUCGCCGACUAUGCUUCACUCUCCCUUGAGAUCGCUCUACCCAAGGCUCUGCUUCAGGCAAAACAGGGCCUGGCCUACCACGCAAUGAUCGACAAGUCCCCUGACGCCGGGACAGUAUUCACCCUCAGCCUGACUAUAAAGCAGAUCGCAACUGAGUGCAUUAUUGGGGUCAAUCCGCAUGAGCGAACCUACAAGCAGCCGUUGUUCUUCGAUAUCAGUGUUCCUAUCGUGGCAGGAAGCUUCGAGAUUGUUGGUGAGCAUGAUGCUGGGCAUCAUCACCAGGUCCACGACCUGGUCCAAGAAGUCGUCGAGAGAGUGGAGGGAUCCUCAUACCAAACCCUCGAGGCGUUGGCAACUGCAGUCGCUCAAAUCGUGACCAUGAACUAUGGAUAUUCGCUUGCUAAAGUCCGCAUCGAGAAACCUUACGCCUACCCGGUCAUUGCUGCCACCUCGGUCCAAUUGACUCGUACCAAAGGGUUUUUCGAAAACAAAGACUUCUGGAAGGUCAAAUUACCCUGAUCACCAUUCAGCUCUCAGCUGCCGGUCAAAUCGAUAAUUGUCAACUCCGAAGAGUCGUC